AUGUUUACGUUUCGACCACGCCCCCUGCUCCUCUUCCCUCUCUCAUUGGCCGCAGCUCUGUCCCCGCCCCCUCACGGGCUCCACCUCCCCUGGCCGCAGCUUCCGGUCGCGCAGUCGAGCAGCGGCGGCCGCGGGGAGCGGAGCUCUCAGGCCAUGGCGGCGGCCGAGGCCCAACCGCUGCAGCCUCCGCCGCCCGGCGGGGUUGGGGCCGGCACCGAGCGAGCCCUGGAGGAAGCGGCGGCCUCCGGGACCCUCAUCCUGGCCGGGCGCCGCCUCCGCUCCUUCCCCGCGGCUGCGGCCCGGCGCUGGGACAUCAGCGACACCACACAGGCCGACCUCUCCCGCAACCGCUUCGGGGAGGUGCCGGAGGCCGCCUGUCACCUGCCGGCACUGGAGGGGCUGAGCCUGCACCACAACUGCCUCCGCAGCGUCCCCCCGGCCAUCGCCAACCUCCAGGCCCUCGCCCACCUCGACCUCAGCCGGAACCACCUGAGCUCGCUGCCCCCCUCCCUCUGCCUCCUGCCCCUGCGCGUCCUCAACGCCAGCAACAACCGCUUGGCCCAGCUCCCGGACAACAUCGGCGCCAUGGGGGCCCUGCGGCAGUUGGACGUGAGCUCCAACGCGCUGCGGGCGCUGCCACCGGGGCUGGGGCAGCUGCGGGCGCUGCGGGACCUGAACCUGCGCCGCAACCUCCUCACGGUGCUGCCUAUGGAGCUCUCGGGGCUCCCCCUUGUGCACCUCGACUUCUCCUGUAACCGGAUCGUGGCCAUUCCCCGGUGCUACCGGCGCCUGCGGCACCUCCAGAGCAUCCUCACCGAGCACAACCCCCUGCAGAGCCCCCCCGCGCAGAUCUGCCUCAAGGGCAAAGUUCACAUCUUCAAGUACCUGGAGACUGAGGCUGCAGCCACCCGGGCGCCCCCCCCCGCAGGCCCCAUGGAGGAGCUGAGCCCCCCCCGGCAUCGCCAUGGCCUGGACUCGGGGUUCCACAGCGUGGACAGCGGCAGCAAGCGCUGGUCCGGCAAUGAGUCCACAGAGGAGUUUGCAGAGCGGCUGCCCCAGGGCAAGCGCUGUGGUGAGUGGGGGAGCACCCCCAUGACCCCAAUAACACCCCUAUGGGACCCCCCCAUAACCCCUAUGGGACCCCCCCAUCACCCCUAUGGGAUCCCCCCAUCACCCCUAUGGGAUCCUCCCCCUCACCCCUUCCUUCCCCAUAGCCACCUGGACCCAGGCCCCCCCUCUGAGCCCAGGAGCACCCCGGUUCUAACCAAAGCCCCCCGCCCCCCCCGUGUCCUCCUCCGCUCCAGACUGGGUAACGCACAAACACCCCCCCCUUGUGCCCCCCCCAAUGCCCCCCCCCACUUUGUGACCCCCAUUUCCCCCACAGCCCCUCCGGAUGCCAGCGAGGGGGAGCUGAUGGCUGAGAUGCAGCAGAGCAUCGAGUCCCUGCUGCAGCUGCGCCUGGGCAAUGAGGAGCUGCUCUCCCGCCUGACCCAGCGCCUGCGGCCCCCCCUCGCUGCACAGCCGCUGCCCCCCGGGCUCCUCGCUGGCUUCGCCCUCUUCUACGGCCUGGUCAUGGCUCUGCUUUAUGCUGGGUACCGAGCGCUGUUCGGGUGCUGAGGGGGGGGGCACCCCCCCUUCACCCCACAACCCCC
Messenger RNA from Neopsephotus bourkii (Bourke's parrot), 1652 nucleotides. It is a transcript of the gene LRCH4, whose product is annotated as leucine rich repeats and calponin homology domain containing 4. Lineage: Eukaryota; Metazoa; Chordata; Aves; Psittaciformes; Psittacidae. Bases 1 to 1617 code for a protein of 538 amino acids. The transcript has 12 exons. Gene Ontology annotation, molecular function: protein binding. The record is from RefSeq and is a predicted model, not a curated record.